This is a messenger RNA of Phodopus roborovskii (desert hamster), 2205 nucleotides long. RefSeq names its product potassium voltage-gated channel subfamily D member 2 (gene Kcnd2). Lineage: Eukaryota; Metazoa; Chordata; Mammalia; Rodentia; Cricetidae. Gene Ontology annotation, molecular function: voltage-gated monoatomic ion channel activity involved in regulation of postsynaptic membrane potential; A-type (transient outward) potassium channel activity; protein binding. The record is from RefSeq and is a predicted model, not a curated record. Bases 231 to 2123 code for a protein of 630 amino acids. Gene Ontology annotation, cellular component: voltage-gated potassium channel complex; membrane. Gene Ontology annotation, biological process: protein homooligomerization; potassium ion transmembrane transport. The transcript has 6 exons.
UUUUUUUUUUAGGUCACUGUAAUUUUUCUUAGUAUUCCAAAUACUUGUCUGAGGGAAACUUGGCCUUGUGAGAACUGUGACUUCACCUGCACCACCUUGGAAUAACCGUGUUCCUGUGAACAGUGCUCCCCAGUGUUUUGUUUGACGUGAAGAAGCGGGGCGUUGUGUUACUUUCAUUGUGUUACUUUGGGUGACAGUGAUCACUCCUGUGACCCACACUUCCAGACAACAUGGCGGCUGGUGUUGCAGCAUGGUUGCCCUUUGCCAGGGCAGCAGCCAUUGGGUGGAUGCCUGUUGCCUCGGGGCCCAUGCCAGCACCCCCAAGGCAGGAGAGAAAGAGGACUCAGGAUGCUCUAAUUGUGCUGAACGUGAGUGGCACCCGCUUCCAGACAUGGCAGGACACCCUGGAACGGUACCCGGACACUCUUCUGGGCAGUUCUGAGAGAGACUUUUUCUACCACCCAGAGACCCAACAGUAUUUCUUUGACCGUGACCCAGACAUCUUCCGCCACAUCCUCAAUUUCUAUCGCACAGGGAAGCUUCACUAUCCCCGCCAUGAGUGCAUCUCUGCUUAUGAUGAAGAACUGGCCUUCUUUGGCCUCAUCCCAGAAAUUAUUGGCGACUGCUGUUAUGAGGAGUACAAGGACCGCAGGCGGGAGAAUGCAGAACGCCUGCAGGAUGAUGCAGACACUGAUAACACCGGGGAGAGUGCCCUGCCCACCAUGACUGCUAGGCAGAGGGUCUGGAGGGCCUUUGAGAACCCUCACACCAGCACCAUGGCCCUGGUGUUCUACUAUGUGACUGGGUUCUUCAUUGCCGUCUCUGUCAUCGCAAAUGUGGUGGAAACCGUUCCAUGUGGGUCUAGCCCAGGCCACAUAAAAGAGCUGCCUUGUGGGGAACGGUAUGCCGUGGCCUUCUUCUGCUUGGAUACCGCCUGUGUCAUGAUCUUCACUGUUGAGUACUUGCUCCGCUUAGCCGCAGCACCCAGCCGUUACCGUUUUGUGCGCAGUGUCAUGAGUAUCAUCGAUGUGGUGGCCAUCCUGCCCUAUUACAUUGGGCUGGUCAUGACAGAUAAUGAGGACGUCAGUGGAGCCUUUGUCACACUCCGUGUCUUUCGAGUCUUCAGGAUCUUUAAGUUUUCCCGCCACUCUCAAGGCCUGCGCAUCCUGGGUUACACACUGAAGAGCUGUGCAUCAGAACUGGGCUUCCUGCUCUUUUCUCUCACUAUGGCUAUCAUCAUUUUUGCCACGGUUAUGUUUUACGCAGAGAAGGGGUCAUCAGCAAGCAAGUUCACCAGCAUCCCUGCAGCCUUCUGGUACACCAUCGUCACCAUGACAACACUGGGGUAUGGUGACAUGGUACCAAAAACCAUAGCAGGGAAGAUUUUUGGUUCCAUCUGCUCACUGAGUGGAGUGCUGGUCAUUGCGCUACCCGUACCUGUGAUCGUGUCCAACUUCAGUCGGAUCUACCACCAGAACCAACGAGCAGACAAACGAAGGGCACAGAAGAAAGCGAGGCUGGCCAGGAUCCGGGCAGCUAAAAGUGGAAGCGCAAAUGCGUACAUGCAGAGCAAACGGAACGGGUUACUCAGCAACCAGUUGCAGUCUUCAGAGGAUGAACCAGCCUUCGUUAGCAAAUCAGGAUCCAGCUUUGAGACACAACACCACCACCUGCUUCACUGCCUGGAGAAAACUACGAAUCAUGAGUUUGUGGAUGAGCAAGUCUUUGAAGAAAGCUGCAUGGAAGUUGCCACAGUUAAUCGUCCUUCAAGUCACAGUCCCUCCAUGUCCUCACAACAAGGGGUCACCAGCACUUGCUGCUCACGGCGACACAAAAAAACUUUCCGCAUUCCUAAUGCCAACGUGUCAGGAAGUCAUAGAGGCAGUGUGCAAGAACUCAGUACAAUUCAGAUCAGAUGUGUGGAGAGAACGCCGUUAUCGAACAGCCGAUCCAGCUUAAAUGCCAAAAUGGAAGAGUGCGUUAAACUAAACUGUGAACAACCUUACGUGACCACAGCAAUAAUAAGCAUCCCAACACCUCCGGUAACCACACCAGAAGGUGAUGACAGGCCAGAGUCUCCGGAGUACUCGGGAGGAAACAUCGUCAGGGUGUCUGCUUUGUAAGACAGUCGGCACAGGUCUAAGAGAAUUGGAGUCCUGACUAUGGAAAAAAAUCUCAAGUAGAAGAAAGAAGAAAUAAUAACCA